AUGUUUAAGUCUGUUCACAUUAAUUCUAUCGGUCGAAAAAUUCAAUCGGAUGUUGCUUAUUUGAAGACAAAUUUCAAUGUGUCUGCUAAAUUAGUUGUUAUAGAAGUUGGUAAUCUACCACAGUCAAAACUGUACAUUGAACAAAAGUAUAAAUUCGCCAGCAAAUAUGACGUAAUUUUAUCACAUAUACGAUUUCCACCACAAUUAACGGAGUCGGAAAUUCUGGACUAUAUUUGCAAGCUCAACGCUGAUUCAUCAGUGCAUGGCAUCGCUAUACAGCUUCCACUAGACUCGGAUAUGAAUAUCAGUGUUACCAAUUUGUUGAAUGCUGUCACUAACCAAAAAGAUGUCGAAGGUUUAAACUCGUAUAAUACGGCUUUAUUGAGUCGUGGCAGCAUUCUGUGUCCUCAUUGUAAAGGUUUGAAACAAAAAAACAUCCACAUACCGUGUACAGCAGCUGCAUGUUAUUCUCUAAUUCAACAUGUGAACUUCCCUAUAAUCGGUUCACGCUGUGUCAUUGUUGGUCGUGGUCGUCUUGUCGGUGCACCUACAGCUGAAUUGUUAUCUGGAUCAUGUGGUGCAACGAUUACACAGUGUCAUUUAGAUUCCAUUAAUAUUGAUGAAGAUAUAAGUCGUGGAGAUAUUAUUAUUUCAGCAGUUGGUCAUCCAGGAUUAAUCAAGGGUGAAUGGAUUAAGCCAGGUGCAUUAGUGAUUGAUUGUGGCUAUUCUAUUAUGAAUGACCCUCAAAAUCUAGGUAAAUCUCGGUGUGUUGGUGAUGUGGAAUUUAUGUCAGCGUUAGAAAAUGCUAAAUGGAUUACACCAGUUCCCGGCGGUGUUGGUCCUGUUUCAAUUGCUAUGUUAUUCCGUAACACCCUGAACAGUGCUAAAUGGUCUGUAGGAUUGGAUAGUUGCUGUUGUACAUGCUCCACUGAGACAGAUAUUUUCAAAAACCAUUAUUGUGAUAGAAAAGUAUCUGGUUGCUGA
Messenger RNA from Heterobilharzia americana, 984 nucleotides. The record is from the annotation of a GenBank genome assembly. Lineage: Eukaryota; Metazoa; Platyhelminthes; Trematoda; Strigeidida; Schistosomatidae.